AUGAUGGACGUUGAUCAUAGUACUGCGGCUGAAGAUCGCUCGCGUCGAGCCACCAGUGUCCUAUCCAUGGAUGAUAUCGAAGCCGCUCAAGCCUUGGAAGGCUUGCGCACCGAAUAUGGUCAAUCGCCUCGGAUCGCGCUAUCCUCCGAUCAAAAGCCCCAGCCGGAACCCCUCCUCUCUCUCCUCACGUCUACCCAUCCUCUCAUCUCUUCCGCCAUCAACGGUUCUGUGUCGGCCUAUGCGAACUCCAAGUCUUACUCCCCGCGUUUCAAGUCCGGAGCCGAGUUUAUCGAACGGAAUAUCGGGUCGCCGGUAGCCAAGUCGGUGGGUACGGUUGGUCGAAAAACGGGUAUGGAGAGUGGAUUGCGGUGGGCGUUGCAGCGUCGGGCGUCGUCCUCGGCCAACUCGGGCCGGUCGAAGCGUCGUAAAGUGAAUGGUAGUGACGGUGGUCAAGAGCAAUCGGCGGACGCGGAGGUUGACGUCGAGAAAGGCUCCGUGGAUGACAACAUGGAAGGCAGCGUGGAAGGUCCUCCGCCGUACGAUGAUCAGACAUCCCCCAGCUAUGAUGAGGUUGAACGGGAGAGUCCCUCGAGACAGAACCAGCCGACCUGGCCGAGUCGGUUGAUGAUCUCGACGUCCGGUUUGGGCGUCGCAAUGAGUGAGGAGUCGCUGCGCAGCCUGCAGUACUGUCUAACGUGGCUGCGAUGGGCGAAUGGGCGGCUGGGCAAGGCUAUCGUGGCACUGCAGGGUGCGCUGAAAGAGUGGGAUAAUGAGUCUGAGAAUGGUCGUCGGGAUGCUUCCUCGCAGGCGAGUCUCCUGACUCAGCGGAUACAAGCUGUCAAGGAGGAUGUCCUGUCUACCUUGAAACGGGUCGUGGAUAUCGUCUCCAAGUACGCUGGUGGAGCGUUGCCGGAGAAUGCCCGGAAUUUAGUCCGUCGCCAUCUCACCUCCCUUCCGCAUCGAUUCCAGAUCGCUUCGACCUCGAACCCACCGCCCGACUCGGCGGCGGCUGCAUCCGACACCACGGUUAGCGCCCAUCGAAUCCUGGUCCUUGCUCAAGAAGGGCUCGACAUGAUGGCCCAGGUCAGUGGUGUUGUCAACGAUACUCUUGUCAGUGCCGAGCUCUGGUGUGAGAGACUGGGCCGGAAGCGGCCCGAGAACAAGAAUACCGCAGAUGUCAAGCAGCCGGAGCAACACAGGGAGUCCUAUCCGGCUGAUAUCAAGCGACCCGUUCACGAGCCUUCCCCUCAUGACGUGCCGAUGUCGGGAAUGGAAAAGGUGUGA
Aspergillus saccharolyticus JOP 1030-1 is the source of this 1284-nucleotide messenger RNA. Its product is annotated as putative clock controled protein (Ccg-8). The record is from RefSeq and is a predicted model, not a curated record. Gene Ontology annotation, biological process: endoplasmic reticulum unfolded protein response; regulation of transcription by RNA polymerase II; phospholipid biosynthetic process. The coding region runs from base 1 to 1284 and encodes 427 amino acids. Gene Ontology annotation, molecular function: transcription corepressor activity. The transcript has 2 exons. NCBI's taxonomy places the organism in Eukaryota, Fungi, Ascomycota, Eurotiomycetes, Eurotiales, Aspergillaceae. Gene Ontology annotation, cellular component: nucleus; endoplasmic reticulum.